Molecule: messenger RNA, 1338 nt
Organism: Jaminaea rosea
Lineage: Eukaryota; Fungi; Basidiomycota; Exobasidiomycetes; Microstromatales
Product: WD40 repeat-like protein
Exons: 1
Biological process (GO): rRNA processing
Cellular component (GO): small-subunit processome; Pwp2p-containing subcomplex of 90S preribosome
Molecular function (GO): protein binding
Source: RefSeq, a predicted model, not a curated record
UUGCACCCUAGGCCUAGCUGGGCGGGGCAGAGGAGGGAAUUACCGGGAGCGGUGGUGGCCAAGGCCCAGCAGGGCGAGGUCGUGGCGACGACAUUGACUGAUCUGCUGGCUCGGGACUCGGGCUUGACGCGCAAGGCGGCUACAUCCUCCUCCUCGGGCGGGCGUAGGCGGCCCCUUCCCCCUGGUCAACUGGAAAUCCAACGCCAGCGAGAUGUGCAGCAACAUCCCGCCCCAACGCGAUUCGAUGACGACGACGACGAUGAUGCGCUUCCCGCGACGGACACGGACCUCUCCAGUGCCAUCGAAUCUCUCAGCUUCCACCCGACGUCACGUCGCACCCGCCUCCUCUGCACCGCAAGCCGCGAUAGGCGCGUGAGGCUGUACAACGUCGAUGGGCGGGACAAUCCCUUGCUACAGACGAUCCACGUUCCCUCCCUUCCGUUGCGCAAAGCCACCUGGCACCCCAGUGGGCAGAGCAUCCUACUCGCGGGUCCGCGCCCUUACCUCUAUUCGUACGACGUGCAGAGUGGCAAGGCGCUGCGAUCUACUCCGUGGCGUGGAGCUAGCAGUGGGGGAGGGGAAGGGGAGGGAGAACGCGAUUUGAGCAUGGCGCAAUUCCAGCCUCCUGGUGCGGGUAGCUCCAGCGGAUUGCUAGCCGUAGGCGGGAGACGUGGUCAUGUUCACCUGCUCGACUGGGGCAGAUCGCCCGAGGUAGCCUCUUCCACCUCGGAGGGCGGCGGCGGCGGUGGCCGUGGCGGUGGGUCGCACCUCCUUCACACGCUGAGCCACAACGCCCCGCUGGCAGGCCUAGCCUGGGACCCUUCCCCUUCACACACGCACCAACUCCUCUCACUGGGACAGGACGGUUCCUUCCAACAGUGGGACACGCGCACCCUCCGUUGUCCGCUGACGGUGCGCGAUUCCGGCCUACACGCGCCUAACAGCCUCGCCGCUUCGCCAGACGGACAGCGUUGGGCCGUAGGCACACAGAGCGGCAUCGUUGCCCUGUAUACACGCGAUGCUCUCCUUUCCCCCACCUCUGGCUCUGGGCUCGUCGAACCUACAAAGUCGCUUUCUAACCUGAUCACCUCCACCUCCAGUUUGACCUUCGAUCAGUCCAGCCAGAUCCUCGGCCUCGCGUCGCGAUCCAAGAAGGAUGCACUGCGCCUUGCACACGCGGGCGAGGGGAGCGUAUAUGCCAAUUGGCCUACGAGCGGCACGCCAGUAGGUAGGGUGAGCGAUUUAGCGUUUGACACGAGUGCGGGGAGAGGGGGAGUGGUGGCUGUGGGUAACACGCGGGGUCGUACGCUCCUGUUCAGUCUUGGACACUUUAGCUAG